Chara braunii is the source of this 3613-nucleotide messenger RNA. The record is from the annotation of a GenBank genome assembly. Lineage: Eukaryota; Viridiplantae; Streptophyta; Charophyceae; Charales; Characeae.
GCGUAGGAGGUAGAAAAGCACAUUAGGGCGACGGUUGAGUGAGCUUAGCUACUGAUAUCGGCGGAUAGUAGAGAUCGGAUCGAUGAUAGAGCAGAUCAGUGGAGUAGAGCUUCAGAUCGAUGACGCCAGAUGGCCUAGGCCUCCGAAGACAGUAGCGCCAGGCCGGUUGGCGCUAGAUCUGCAGGCCAGACGAGUUUCCGCGGAUGCGAUAGAGAGUCGGUGGUCUUCUAAGGUGUUGGGCCCAGACGUGCACUUGUGGAUGUAUGUCAUCGAGAAGUUUGAGCUAGACAGUCAGAGGUGGCGACGACAAGGCACGACUAGUAUAGAGGUAGUGGGCCACAUUUACUACUCGCGGGAGGUGCUAGCCACAGUCUAUUUUCACGGCAUCGUGCACGAUCAUUGGCGAGAGGAGCAGAGCGCGAGGAGCGAGGUAGAGCGGUUGCACGAGGGUGUUCGGGGAGUGACGACGACCUUGAGGAUUGGAGGACACUUCCCAUAUCCUAGCAGUCGACUACGAGUGACACUUCCGUGCUUCGUGGCGGAGGAGCUUUGGGGAGUUAGACGUCUGGGUGAGAUCUACUUUGCGGCUCUUGACUUGGACGGCCUCUGCCGGGGGUACGCUGACAGGGAUUGGGUAUUGUAUGCACAGUUUGUAGCAGGGCCGCUUGUAGGCAAGCGAGGGCUCCAGUUGAUUGAGUUCCUGCGGGCCAUUGUACCUACCGGUAGCCCCGACCUGUAUUCUCUGUACCAGCCCCUAGCCUUCUGGACGGCACUAGAGAGAGAGGCUCAGAGGCCUACUGAUCAUUUAGCUGGAGUGGGACAGCUGUUAGCCGAGACUCGUGAGGAGAGGCCGGGCCAUCUCAUCUCGACCGGCGAGGUUGAGGAGUAUUACCAGCAGGUAUAUCCAGAGGCUGACGGUCUUGCGUGUUACACCGAGGAUCGGGAUUGGGAGAACUUCUAUGACAUAGACCCCUGGGGUGACCAGGAGGACGGCUGGGGACAUCACCUACACGCAGAGGGACAGGAGGGUAUCCCAUGGGGAGAGGAGUACAUGACAUCGCCCGACCGAGCUCUGAGGGAUCUGAAGGAACGAAUUAGGCGGGACGCACCGCUGAGAUGGGCUGACCAAACCAAUGACGAAGAGCCCGACGUAAUGGGCGAGCCGGUCGUGACGGAGCCGCAGGAGACACUGAAGACGGGAACCUCGAGCGGUCGACGAGAAGCGACGAGACGACGCUCCCACGAGUAUGAGCGGAGGGAGACCAUGGCGGAUAGGCACAGAGACGACUGGCGGGAGAGUUCGAGCGAUUCCUAUUGGAGGGACAGAGAUAGAGACCGGGCGCCGCCUAGGCGAGUCUUCGACCCUCAGACAGGGGAGUCGCAUCCGGUCCCUUACGAGAGCAAGGACCGCUAUAUUAUUAUGCACAAGGCCUCUGAGCCACCUACUUUUAGGGGUUAUGGCAUCACAGAAUACCUGGAGAAGUGGGAGCUUCAUGCAAGUCGGAAGCUUUACAAGUUGGAGGAUAACAAGUACUCCAUCAAGGACCUUGAAACGAUGACUCAAGAUGAGGAUGAGAGCGUACGGGCCUUUGGGAUGCUCUUCCAGAAGAUCUCCGACGUGCUGAUGAAGAAGGGGAAGAUCUCAGAGGUCGAACGCUGUACUAUCUUCAUCGGACACCUGUCCAAAGGUAGACAAAAGAGUAUACUUAGAGAUCUUCCGCGUGACAAGCUUGACUUCCUAGAAGUCCUAAAGCUCGCGAUAAAGGCAGAGGCAGACGACUACAAGGACUUAGUGUGGAGAGGGAUGAGGAGACGUGACUUCUCUCUCUACAAGGAGUAUGCCACAGAUAGAUGCCCUGAUUUCAAGGACCUCCCUUGGUCGGAGAAGAGUGAAGCCGUGGCCGAGGAAGUGAAGGAGAUAAGGGACAUGGUAAAGGGAUUGACGAGACAGGUUACAGAGAUUGUGACAAGCACAGGAGCCACGACUUACCGGGACAAACCCGGAGGGCCCUAUUCACUUCGCUGGGAUCGGAGGAACACCGAUUCUUGGAGGAGUGUCGAGGACAGAAAUCCUCGCACGCUGACUGAUUAUCGUACGCGGGAAAGGGAGAGAGACGAUGAGCCAUGGCGACGUAAGGAUGACGAGAUAGACCAGGACCGCAGAGCUCGCGAGACGUAUGGGCGAGCUAGGAGGCUGGAUGAUUACUUGCGUAGCCCUCGUUAUGAGGCCGAUCGGGGUAGAGGCGACUCUAGAGGCCAGUGGGAGUCGGAUCAGGGCCGACGAGACGGAUACAGGGACUGCAGAUAUGAGAGAUCAGACCGGGAUGGAUAUAGGGACGAAAGAUAUGAGAGGACGGAUCGAGAUGGCUACGGAGGUGACAGAUAUGAGAGAGGAGGUCGAGACGUGGACCGACGGGACGACUCGCGCGGACGGUAUGACCGCGGAGGAUACGCGAGAGAGCGGUGCAACGAUUCGCGGGGGUGGUACAGCCGAGGAGAUCGGCGCGAUGAGACACGCGGGCGAUAUGACGCUGGGGACCGCCGAAACGAUUCACGGGGACGAUAUGAGUCAGGAGGAUCUGGGGGAGACCGCCGCAACGAUUCGCGCGAUCGGAAUGAGAGAGGGGGAUAUGGCGCCUCAUCAGAGCCGUAUCCCAAGUCGCCUGACCCCAGAGCGGCGAGAGGUACGACCUCCAGAGGCACGGACGACAGGCCACCCACCCCUAGGAACUCUUGCGUCUACUGUAGAGGGGAUGUUCAUAUCAAGAGAGAUUGCCCGGACCUCAAACGGGCAAUAGACGAGGGGCUUGUCGUGCUUGACGACCGCAAGUACGUCAAGUGGGCAGAUGAUCUGAGAGAUUUAUCGAUGUUCCCUUCGAUGAAGGAGAAUGUCGAGGCAAGGAGAGUAAAGCCGAGUAGAGGGAAGGAACUGGUCAAGAGUCAGAGCAUCAAGAUAACUUUUGAGGGGGAUAUGACGACCACACCCAUAAGGGUGGCAGCCACCAAGUCCGCGAGAGGAUCUACAUCGAAGGAGACCGACACGGAUUACGUGAUGGCAGAGAAGGACGGCGGGCAGCGGAUCGAUGGAGAGGAGGUUAUUCUUUCGCCGCGAAAGCGGGGAGUAAAAAAGUUAUUGAUGAAGAGUUCGCUGGAUGAGAUUGACACGGUCGAGCCACUGAGACGGGCCCUUCGACAGCCCAUGCAGUGCUCUAUUCUGGAGUACCUGGCGGCAUCGAAGCCAACUCGCGAUGAGUUAUAGAUGAUCACACGAAAAACUCGCAUACCUCUAUCAGAGGAGGCUCAGGGGGGCCCUAAGGCGGAAGCUCCUACCGUAGCAGUAACAGGGGGAACUGCCAAAGCGGAUCGCAUGGCGACAGUCCUUCUUGAUGGGAUGGAAGGUGUGCCACCGGACAAGUUUUACAUACUUGGUAGUGGGGCCGUGGAGACGAUCAUAAACGAUGGAGCGGUACUAGAUGUUGUGAUCGAUAACAGCAGUGAGGCUGUCAUUAUAGACGAGGAUCUGGCAGUACAGGUUGGACUGGGCCUCGAUAGGUCAUACCAAUUCGAGAUAGAGACUGCUGAUGGGAGAAAGCAACAAAUCACUGGGGUUUGU